UCACAAAUGAGAAACCAUACGGGGAUAACAUUAUUCGUUCUCAGGGGACUGACAGAUGACACACACCUGAAGGUUCUGAUUUUUAUCUUUCUGUUUCUGACCUACAUGCUGAGUGUAACUGGGAAUUUGACCAUCAUCACCCUCACUUUGGUGGAUCCCCACCUUAAAUCCCCCAUGUAUUUUUUCCUUAGAAACUAUUCCUUCUUAGAAUUGUCAUUCACAACUGUCUGUAUUCCUAGAUACCUAUACAACCUGUCAACUGGAGACUACACUGUGACUUAUAAUGCAUGUUUCACUCAAUUAUUUUUUGGUGUUCUCCUUGGGUCCUCAGAAUUUUUUCUCUUGGCUGCCAUGUCUUAUGACCAUUAUGUAGCCAUCUGCAAACCCCUGCACUAUACCACCAUAAUAAACAACAGAGUCUGUAACCAGCUCCUCCUGGGUUGUUGGCUGUCUGGGCUAAUGAUCAUCAUUCCACCACUUGGUAUUUGUCUUGAGUUAGAAUUCUGUGACUCCAAUAUAAUUGACCAUUUUGCCUGUGAUGCAGCACCAUUGCUGGACAUCACAUGUUCAGAUACACAGGUAGUAGAAAAAAUGAUUUUAGCCUUGGCUGUGUUGACACUCAUGAUCACCUUGCUGUUAGUGGUUCUGUCUUAUGCCUAUAUAGUCAGGACUAUUCUGAGAUUCCCUUCUGCCCAGCAAAGGAAAAAGGCCUUUUCCACUUGCUCCUCCCACAUGAUUGUAAUCUCCAUGACGUAUGGCACCUGCAUUUUCAUCUAUAUCAAACCUUCUGCAAAGGAAGGGGUGGCUUUGAAUAAGGUUGUAAUAUUGCUUGCAACCUCAGUGGCACCAGUAAUGAACCCCUUUAUUUACACCCUGAGGAAUAAACAAGUGAUACAAGCUUUUAGAGACAUAUUCAAAAGGAUCAUAUUGAUUUCAAAGCAAUAA
Trichosurus vulpecula (common brushtail) is the source of this 945-nucleotide messenger RNA. Its product is annotated as olfactory receptor 6C2-like. Gene Ontology annotation, molecular function: olfactory receptor activity; G protein-coupled receptor activity. The record is from RefSeq and is a predicted model, not a curated record. Gene Ontology annotation, cellular component: membrane. Lineage: Eukaryota; Metazoa; Chordata; Mammalia; Diprotodontia; Phalangeridae. Bases 7 to 945 code for a protein of 312 amino acids. Gene Ontology annotation, biological process: G protein-coupled receptor signaling pathway. The transcript has a single exon.